This is a messenger RNA of Miscanthus lutarioriparius, 519 nucleotides long. The record is from the annotation of a GenBank genome assembly. Lineage: Eukaryota; Viridiplantae; Streptophyta; Magnoliopsida; Poales; Poaceae.
AUGGUCAAGAAGUCCAAGACAUUCAGCUUAUGCAAGGAAGGCGUGCUCGUGGAGGGCGAGCCGUCGCCGGUCAAGAGCGACGUGGCGAUCUUCGGCACCGGGUUCAAGGGCGACGAGAAGAUCAAGGACAUGUUCACUUCAGAGUACUUCCGGAACGUCGCGAUUGGGUCAGAAUCCACUACUGUGCCUCUCUACAGAUACCCAUUCGAAUAUCUACGCCUCGGACAUUCGCGCCAAGUGGUUGGCACGCUUCUUGGACGGCAGCUUCAGACUACCGAACGUCGCGGCAAUGCAGAAGGAUGUGCUCUCGAAUGGGAGAAGUACAUGAAGAGAUACUGUGGAAGAUACUUCCGCCGGUCCAGCAUCAUGAUCCUGAACACUUGGUACAACGACCAGCUCUGCCGUGACAUGGGGUGCAAUCCUAGGAGGAAGAAGGGGCUCUUUUCAGAACUGUUUGAGCUCUAUGGCCCUGGUGAUUAUGCUAACCUACUCUCCAACUCCAAGUCCAAGGAACACUAG